Molecule: messenger RNA, 8795 nt
Organism: Anguilla rostrata (American eel)
Lineage: Eukaryota; Metazoa; Chordata; Actinopteri; Anguilliformes; Anguillidae
Gene: aspa
Product: aspartoacylase
Exons: 10
Coding region: 5903-6850 (315 amino acids)
Cellular component (GO): cytosol
Molecular function (GO): hydrolase activity, acting on carbon-nitrogen (but not peptide) bonds, in linear amides; hydrolase activity, acting on ester bonds
Source: RefSeq, a predicted model, not a curated record
GUCCCAAUAGUUUCUCGCUGCGUGUGCUUCCUGGUCAACAUGUAUAGAGGUUUGAAGCACGUUGUUUAGAUGUUGAUGCACUGGCUACUUGCUUAAUGGUGCGCUAUAUUGAGAAAAAAGUCUUUACGGAGAACGACCUAGCUAACAAAUGCAAUAAUACUGCAACGGACCUAAACGAGAAUGUAACGACUGGCUUGUGUCUCUGCUUUUAAGGUAUCCUUAUCGCACAUAAUUUGUUUUGCACGCUACACGUGAAUGCGUGGAAGUGUGUGUUAAACUGAAGUCGAGAUAUUAUGUAAACAAAAAAUAACUACAUGACAAAUAAACAAAUGACACUACCUGUAAACAGACAGUGGACUUGACCGCUUGCCUGCAUGUCUGCAAGAAGGCUACUUUAUUGUGCGAAAUGUAUCACGAAACGGUCACUGGUUUAGACGAGCCGCCGCUGAAUGGGAAGCAUCCUGACACGUAUUUCGGCGAUGCUGGUCGUGGGGAAAAUUCAAGAGCACAAGAAAUCAUUUACAAUUCCGCCAGUACCUCGUUUCCCACGUGGGAACCAUCAUCAGAUCGCGAUUCGGUGGACAGCCUGUUUCUGACUCAGCAUGAGGCGCAGCCAGUGAGAACCGUGAGAAGACAGAGACCAGAGGGGGACGCUCCGAAUCUGCUUGCUGCUGGAGAACCCCUCUGGGAAAAUGAGGAGUCCAGCAGCCCCCACGGACCGAGGGAGGCACCGUCAAAACCAAGGAAGAGCCACAAGGCCAGCCAAAGGAGACGGAGUGUGCAUAGCUACAAACGAUUGAACCAACGCAAGACUUUGACCUGUGAACUUGCAGCACUUGGUGGCUUUUUCAAACGCGUAAUGGAGAUGAAGGUGUCUAAGCGUCGAAAAAAACGAUACUACAAGGACACUAAGAGAUGCAUGUCCCCAUUACCUGAUCCAGAUGAAGGAGAGGACAAUGAAGGCAUAAAAAUUGUGGACCUGAGAGAUUUUAUUCCGAAAUAUAAGAUAGCACGGAAGGGAUAUCUCCCAUGGCUUGACAGAAAUGAUCCAGUGGAUACUGUGGCUGAGAAAACUAAAGACGUGUCCGUAACGCCGAGCAUUUCAGACUCUGGCAGUGGAUCGUUGGCAUCCGACAGCGAAGCUGGCAUCGGGGAGAGUGAACGUUCCGAGAGCGAGGCCGAAUGCCAGCCUGUCCCGUACCCCAGCUCUGGAAGGGUCUCCAGUUGUAUGGCAGAAGCUCUAGGCAGUCGCUUUAGGCGGGGUGAGAUGCAACCCAUGGCUAGGAGAGCAUCAAAGCCAGAUUCUGAAAUGGCCACUGGAGUAGAGAAGCUGAGGACAACGAGGAAAGACGCGGUAAGACAGCAGCGUGCAGCUGCGGAGAGGCCGCACGCGACCUUGAGCCAAGAUGGGGUCAGUGAAGAGGAGGCUAGAACUGAACAUCUGCCAGUGCGGGACUUUCCAGUGACGUGGCUGUUGGCUCCAGGAGAUCUGGGAAAUUCACAAGGUGGGAAAACAAGAGAAGAAGAAGAAGAAGAAGUAGAAGGAGAAGAAGGGAGUCUGUGGGAAUCAAAAUCACAAGGGGACAGAGAAUUGGAAGGGGAAAAUAAAGGACAAGAGAGUGCUAUAGAGAGCAGUGCGGGUAGAAAAAACAAGAUUUUACCUGUGCCUGUGAGGAAAGACGAGAAAAGGGGCACGUGGACGGACGAAGAAUCUAAUGUAGGCUUGCAGGGUAGUGUUCGAGAAGAGAGAGUAACUGUACCAGACUUAGUCCAGGUCGAGACUGAGGAUAUAGCGAUGGAGACAGUUGAAGGUAUAACACCGAGUGUAACGGAAGGUCAGCCAGCUGAACUCCUGAGGGGUGACGAACAAAGCAAAAGAAAAGAGGUGGACGAUGAAGAAUCUGUAGACCUGCCACCGGACAGUGUGCCUGAAGAGGGAGGAACUGCUGGGGGUGCAGCUGAGCCUGACCCCCACCCCCAGCCUCCCAGGGACUGGCAGCGCCAAAUCCAGGACAAGGAAUACUGUUCCAGGGUUGGUGAGGGAGAGCAUUCCAUCUUGAACUUCAGUGUUCCUGAACCUGUAGGUGACUCUGCUUCCGUGGAUGCCAUCUGUGAAGAAGGGAUAAGGAAGAAGAAGAAAAAGAAAAGAAAGAAGGACAAGAGUGGGAAUGUGGAGGAGUACAUCAGUGAACCACCAUGUGAAACUCUCAGUGAUGCUCUUCACCUGACACCUGAAAAGGAGAAAAGUUCUGGAGCUAGUGUAGGUGAAAGUUCUCACUUGAUCUGUAUUGUUCCAGAAGCUGUUGGUGACUCCAGGGAUGUCAUCUGUGAAGAAGGUUUAAGGAAGAAGAAAAAGAAAAGAAAGAAGGACAGUGAUAUGAAUGCAGAAGAGCAUGAAAGUGAACCACCAUGUGACAGCCUUUGCUUGACAGAUGACAAACAGAAAAAUUCUGAAGCUGGUGUAGGUGAACACUCCUUGAUCUCCAGUGUUCCAGAAGGUGUAAGCAGCUCUACUUCUUGUGAUGUCAUCUGUGAAGAAGGGAUAAGGAAGAAGAAAAAGAAAAGAAAGAAGGACAAUGAUAGGAAUGCAGAAGAGCAUGAAAGCGAACCACCAUGUGACAGCCUUUGGUUGACAGAUGACAAACAGAAAAAUUCUGAUGCUGGUGUAGGUGAACAAUCCUUCUUGAUUUCCAGUGUUCCAGAAGGUGUAAGCAGCUCUACUUCUGGUGAUGUCAUCUGUGAAGAAGGGAUAAGGAAGAAUAAAAAGAAAAGAAAGAAGGACAAGAGUGUGAAUGUGGAGGAGUACAUCAAUGAACCACCAUGUGAAACUCUCAGUGAUAGUCUUCACCUGACACCUGAAAAGGAGAAAAGUUCUGAAGCUGGUGUAGGUGAACACUCCUUCUUGAUCUCCAGUGUUCCAGAAGGUGUAAGCAGCUCUACUUCUUGUGAUGUCAUCUGUGAAGAAGGGAUAAGGAAGAAGAAAAAGAAAAGAAAGAAGGACAAUGAUGGGAAUGUGGAAGAGCAUGGAAGUGAACCACUAUCUCACACACUGAAGGAUAGUCAGGCUAAGACUCGGGAUAAAGACAGAAGCUCCACAGCAGGCGAAAUGGAGCACUCUCACUCUAAAUCCAGCAAUCCAGAAUGUGUUGAUGACUCCGCCUUUAGUCAUGUCAUCUGUGAAGAAGGGAUCAGGAAGAAGAAAAAGAAAAGAAAGAGGGACAACUGUGAGAAUAUGGAGGAACAAGUUGGCAAGCCACUACCUCAUAUGCCCAAGGACAAGGAUUUGUACCAGACUAAGUACAAAGAGAAAAGUACUGGCGCAACUGAGUGCUAUCAGUUGCAAUCUAAAAUUUCUGAACCUGUAAAUAGUUCUGCAUCUUGUGAGGUGGUCUGUGAAGAAAGGACGAGAAAGAAGAAGAUAAAGAAAAGAAAAGGGGGUCAUGGUAUGAAUGUUUGUGAGCAAGUCAGCUAACCUGUAUCUCACACACUGACAGAUAGUGGGCACAGGACAAAGGAUAAAGAGAGAAAUUUCAGAGCGGGUGAAGCAGAGCUCUCCUCCUCAAAUUCCAGCAUUCCUGACCAUGGUAGUGACUCUGCCUCUGGUGAUGUCUGUCAGAAAGGGUUGAAGAAGAAGAAAAGCAAGAGGGACAGCAGUGGGAAUGUGGAGGAGGAUAUUAGUGGAACACCAUCUCACAUACCCAAGGACAGUCUCCACCAGACCCAGUAUAAACAUAUAAAGCUAGUCAAUAAACUUUUGCUGUGUGGUGGGAUUUCUGCCAUUCAACAGGUCAUAGACAACAGGCAGUAUGGAUGCAGUACUGAGGCUUCUCUGGAGGCUAUGGAGGCCAGUCUUACAUCUCAGUCUAAUGAAGGGGCAGAACUGAAGAAGAAGAAUAAGAAGUAGAAAAAGCAUAUGCUGACAGAAAAAGAGUGAAGCAAGCAGUUUUUUUUUUUUGACUGACUCCAGUGAGCUGGAACGUUCUGCUGGACCCUAUUGAAGGGUAUGGUGCCAGGAAUUAACUUCAAGAGGCUUUGGCAAUGAGUACCACUAUGUGCCGAGGAGAUCUACACAGGGGCACGAAGACUCUCGCCCACUUGCAAAAAUGGCCAAAUGGGAGAUCACCUAUUUACAGGGUUCUAAGGUUUCACUAGGUUUUCCAUUGGUAAAGGUUAAACAUUGCAGAAAGCAUGACGGAGAAAGCAACGGAAAAGUCAAUGGUCACAAGUGCACCCACACCUGGGCCUCCAGUAAAUGAGUCUUCAUGAGAGGAGGAAAUGAUUGACAGUUGCCAUGAGCAGUGGAAGGAGAUGUAAUAGAGGAGGACAGUAUGGUCCGGCGCAUAAAAACAGACGUUGCUUCUGCUUCUAAGAAAGCAGUCCAUCAAAUAACGCCAUACUUGGGCACCAAUUUUCUGUGUUGUUCAGAGGGAAGACUGCCCCAUAGGGACCAUACAUUUCCAGAAUUUUUCAGGAGCUAUUUGGAUGAGACUGAAAGUUUCUAUAACUGUGUCAUUACUCCUUGAGUACAAACUAAACAGUGUUUUAUCAUGUGUAUAUGUAACUGGUAUUUUUCAUAUGUUUAAAAUGGGUUUUUACAACUGUAAAGGUACUGCACCUUGUUUGCAUGCAUAUAGAUUAAAAUCUGUAAUGCAGCUGACGUAUUUUAAAAAAACUUCUAAAAAAGCAUUGUUAAGAAUCUACAGUAUGCACCAUUUCACUAAUUUCUGUAUAUAAUUGGUGAAGUGGUGCAUUUUGCAGAUUAUUAAUAGUUUUUUAGAAGAGCAUAGAUAAAUAACCAAUGUCAGGCAUCACUACAAACUUUCACCGCCUGCUUGGAUGCUGGUGCUUUUAUUACCAUCUAAUAAUGUAUUUCAGAUGAAUUUGAAAUUAUUAUUUAUGAUGCUCAGAGUCAUAUUUUCCCUUUAUUGCAGUUUAAGAUUGUGUACAUUGACAUAGUAAAUUACACGCAGCAUUUAAAGGAAAACUGCAUUUGUAUGAUUUUUUGGGCGCCGUCAAGGGCCCCCUGGAGUUAUAUGCGCAGCUUCUGUCAACAAGCCUUGACAUGCGAGCCAAAUUUACUUCCGGUCGACCAAAGUUUCUCUGCUGUAAGAAAUGGAUGACGAAAAAAAUGCUGACAAGAACAGGUCGUAUUCCGACCCUUCUGGUUUGGAAGACGAAAAACAGGUGUUGACCAGAGACCUCUUUAACAGCAUUGUCUAUGAAGCUAUUAUAUCCAGAAAUUUGUACUUUCAUAUUCGAAGACGGGAUUUAUUAUGGAAAACGUCUAUCAUAUGAACUUUAGACUGAUUGUGUUUUUUUAUAGUCAAAUAAAUAACUUCAUGGCUUCCCGUGCCAAAUAUAAGCCGUACACACCAGUUUAUAACUGUAAAUAUCUUAAGGUAGACAUUAUUCCUUAAAUUGCAAUGAAAGAGAAAGCUAAUAUUUGUUUUUGUCCAUCUGCACACCUCACUUCGUUAAAAGUUACGGUGAGAAAUUUCAGACACUUCUUUGGAAAAUAAAUAAAAAAAUAAGUAGAUUUCUUCACUGCGCACCAGUGUUCCGUGAAUUCAAUUGCAACGUAAGCCGAUUGUGCAUUUAGCCAUAGUGUUUAGACAUUUAACUGGUGGUAACAAAUACAAAAAUAAACUACAAUGUAAAAUGAGAAGUAGGAGGGCCAUUUGACCCAACCCACUGGAGUAAUGUCUAACACGGUUUAUAUACUCAAGACAUCGUGAGAGCUCGACAUUUAAACGUUAGGCAACUAUUAUGUAAGUCUGCUCAAACUGCAGUGACCGAAGGACGCGUCAGCGGCAACUGCUCUGUUAACUUUCUCGUACUUAAAGCGAAGGUUGUUCUGACUAUUUUUUAUUUUUUAGCUAACAUUUAUUCGGUUGUCAUCGCAAUGACUUCAUGUCACAGUGUUGUUAAUCUGCCUGAGGUUAGAAAAGUGGCUAUCUUUGGAGGUACACACGGAAACGAAAUGUCAGGCGUGACGCUAGUUAAUUUGUGGAUAAACAACGGAGCGGAGAUCCAGAGGAGCGGACUGACGAUAGAGCCCUUUAUAACUAACCCCCGGGCUGUGGAGAAAUGCACUAGAUAUGUCGACACCGAUUUGAACAGAGCCUUCACACAAGAUAACCUAAGUGUGCCAAGAACUCAAGACCUACCAUAUGAAGUGAAGAGAGCUCAAGAAAUCAAUCAGAUGUUUGGACCCAAAGGCAGUCCAGAUGCCUAUGAUGUCAUUUUUGAUCUGCACAACACAACCUCCAAUAUGGGCUGUACGAUUAUUCUGGAGAACUCAAAGGACCACUUUAAUCUUCAAAUGGUGAACUUCAUCAAGAGCGCCAUUGCUCCAGCCAGCUGCCCGGUGCUGCUGACUGAGCACCCGCUACUUCAGUACUCCACGACGCGAUCCGUUGCCAAGCACCCCGUCGGUGUUGAGGUCGGUCCCCAGCCUCAGGGAGUUCUACGGAGCAAUAUCUUUGAAUCCAUGAGAGCCAUCGUGAAACAUGCAUUGGACUUUAUUGAGCUUUUUAAUGGAGGUAUGGAGUUCCCACCCUGCACUGUAGAUGUAUACAGAGUUUCAGAAAGAAUGGAUUACCCAAGGGACAAAAAUGGAAACAUUACUGCCAUGGUCCAUCCUAAUUUACAGGACUGUGACUGGGAGCCGCUAAACCCGGGCGACCCGAUGUUCCAAGCGUUUGAUGGGAGAACGAUCAAAUACGAGGGUGACAGCACGGUCUUUCCUGCCUUUAUAAACGAGGCGGCCUACUAUGAGAAGCACCAGGCUUUUACCAUGACCAGGAGAGAAACAUUAACAGCGAAUGGUAUCAAAGCCUCCAAAAUGUAGAUCCAGUGAUGAGUGUAAUUACAGGAGGUUUGGUGGUGAAAUAGUCUGCGCAUUUUUUUGUGAUCAGAUGCAGCUUUGACAGCUGAUUUUAAAUGUAAAACGUUCCUGAAAUUUAUGAAGAUUUAAGUUUUUGACAUUUUUAUUGAUAUUUUGCCAUAACGUAUAACUAUGCAAUAUUUUAUGCAAUAAAUUACAACAAAAAAAUAUUAGCCAUUUUAGAAAUGUUUUGUGAAAAUCUUGUGGUUACAUUUAAGGUCAGAACUGUAAUUGUGAUUGAAAAUGCCUAUUCAUUAGCAGAAUAUUUUCUCCAAACUAAAUUACUGUAUAUAACCUGAAUGUCCCAGCAAGACUCUGUGAGAUACUAGGCUCUACUUUUUCUGCUCAGUUUAGUGUACAAGAAUAUUUAAGAAGACUCAGGAAAUCGUGUGGUCAGUAUUCCUUACAUUAAAAUUUAAAUAUUAACUCCAAUACCAGCUUAUCCUUAUGUCUGUACCUCCUCCAAACACUGAUGAAUCUGGACUCUAUUGCUAUGGCUUGCCUUAUAAAGUUAUUGCCAUGUUUUGUUAGGGAUAAAGGUUGUUGGCAGUUUUAGCGGAGUAAUUUCCAUUAAACUGCAGUACUGUCUGGAAGUUUGCAACAAAGAAAAAAGUACAGCCUUUAAGCCUUAAACUUCCUGUUGUAUGAGUGUGCCAAAUGCAGUAUUUUAUUCUACCUACUGUUUUACAGGGUUUGAGUGCACCCUCACUUCUGUGAUUCAAACAUUACCUCUUGUUGAACUUAUUGACAGUCAGACAGAUAUACAGAUGGCUAAACAUUCACAUAAAAAGCCAAAUGCAGUAGUAUGUGUGAGGGUAAGUAGUCACUGUUUUUACAGAAUUGUUCAUAUUUUUUGAAAAGGGCUAAAUUGUGUGUAGUCUGCAACACUACCCUUUCUUACGUUCAGUAACCUUAAUCAUAAAAUGAUCUUGUAGAAGAGGGUACAGUAAAGUCUAAAUUUGAAUGUGUAUAUUUUUGAGAACAUUAUUCUUGGUGAACUUACAUUUCAGUUUUUUGUACAUUACAAAUUUAUAUUUGUAACACACAGAAGUAGGUUUCUACACAUAAUCUGAGCAUUCGCGUUGAAUUUUUAAUUAUGCAUAUCUAUUUAUGUAAGCAAGUUGUGCAGUGCAAUUGUUUUCAUGUCUAAACUGGUAUUUCAGCUUUCAUUUAAAUAAUUCUGAAAUUAUUUAUUAAAUAGUUAAAGUUCUCUGGUCGUUUGUGUUAGAUGACUGAUUUCGUUCUUUGUGUUAUUUUCUGAGAGUCUUCCUUAUGUAUGACACAUUCCAUUUUUAGUAUAUAUGUAAUGUAAUAUGUAAUGUUUUAUUUAAUAUGUUGUGGAUAUUUGUUGCAUUGUUUAAAAGCAAAACUAAUUAUUCUCUAAUUUAUGAACAAUACAUGUAAUUGCCUUGCUGAUAUAGUAAUUCUAAGUAGUUAUCAAAGUAUUUCUGAUUACUGUAUUUAUUAGCAUGAAAUUGGAUUUAUUAAAAUAUGCCAUUACAAAUCUACUUGAAUUGCUUGACUUAAUCAUAUUUAGCAUGGGAGCACAAACAGUCAGUGUCUUCCAUGUCAAAGUGAUCCAGGAGUAUUAGCCGCAUCAUUUUCUAUCAGUGGGUCCACGUUUUGAUUUGGUCUGCGGGGAGCACUGUCAUCUAUCAUGUCUUCCAGCAUUUCAGUGUCCUGCAGUUCAGUUGGAAUUAUUGCCGAGCACACCUUUCUUGACCUUUCAUUUAUGAUGGAAAUUGUUUUUUAUUAGCAGAAUUAGACGAAAGAUGGCCAGACUCAUAAUUUCUGUUCGCUAAGUUUUGUUGUAAAGGAUCCCAUUUCUGUUUCCCAUGUGAUAUUUUUAAAUAUGUCAGUUGCGGAAUACCUGUAAUAUUCUAAUGUCAAUAAACUAAACUGUGAAGCA